This is a messenger RNA of Sphaerodactylus townsendi, 2892 nucleotides long. Its product is annotated as polyunsaturated fatty acid lipoxygenase ALOX15B-like. The record is from RefSeq and is a predicted model, not a curated record. The transcript has 14 exons. Gene Ontology annotation, biological process: lipid oxidation; linoleic acid metabolic process. Gene Ontology annotation, molecular function: iron ion binding; oxidoreductase activity, acting on single donors with incorporation of molecular oxygen, incorporation of two atoms of oxygen; protein binding. Lineage: Eukaryota; Metazoa; Chordata; Lepidosauria; Squamata; Sphaerodactylidae. The coding region runs from base 119 to 2278 and encodes 719 amino acids.
CCAGGGAAUUGGUGGCGAGAGAACGAGUAGGUGGAGCCUCGACUUGACGGCUUGUUCACCGCUCGAAGGCACCUGAGUGUAAUUAUUCCAAAGUGAGAAAAGCCAGUUCCCCACAGAGAUGUUUGUCUCACCCGUGCAUCACGCUAGGGCAGGAUCUCCAGAUCUUUCUCCAACCCUCUCCGGCCUUUAUCUGCCCCGAUCUCCCGAGAGUCCCUAUUUGGGCAAGAUGGAACCGACUGGGAUCUUCUGCAGCAAACAGAACGAGCCAAUCAUCUACAAGGUCCGAGUGACUACCGGCCCAGGGCUCCUGACCGGGACCUUUGACGUGAUCUCCAUCACCUUGGUGGGGACCAACGGAGAGAGCCCCAAGCAGGUUCUGAACCGGGCCGGCACGAACUGUUCCCGGGGAUCGGUGGACGACCAGGACGUUCCCUGUGACCAAGACCUGGGCCCGAUCCUCCUGGUCCGACUGCACAAGGACCCUUAUUCCUUCUUCCCCGAGAGCAGCUGGUUCUGCAACAACAUCCAGGUGACCUCCCCGUUCGGAGACAGCUACCAGUUCCCUUGCUACCAAUGGAUCGAGGGCUACUGCACCAUCUCCUUGAGAGAAGGCUCAGCCAAGACUCCAUCGGAUGACACUCACUUCCUAGAGCGGAGGCAUCGCCGAGAAGAGCUGGUGACCAGGCACAACAAAUAUGGGUGGAAGGAAUACCUCCCGGGGGCUCCCUGCUGUGCUGACGUCGACACGGCCAUGUCUCUGGAGUACAACCUCCAGUAUUCGUUCCCUAAAGCCACCGCCUUUUUCGGGCGUGGGACGGUCGCGAUGUUCGAGGCCAAAGUGAAGGGCUUCCUCGACAAGCCGUUUUCCUGGGGGAAGCUUGAGGACAUCCGGAAGGUCUUCUGGUUCUACCACACUCCCGUGACAGAGUAUGUGUUUAACCACUGGAAGGAUGAUGACUUCUUUGGCUUCCAGUUCUUAAAUGGAAUUAACCCGGGGAUGAUCCAGAAAUGCAGCAAUAUCCCGGAUAAUUUCCCCGUCACCCAGCAAAUGGUGGCCGGAUCUCUGGGGAAAUUCACCACCCUCCAAGAAGAGUUGAAGAAAGGGACCAUUUUCCUUGUUGACUAUAAGAUCCUAGACGGCCUCCCCACUAUCCAGAUAAACGGCAAACGCCAGUACAUCACGGCUCCGCUGUGCCUACUGCACCAGAAACCCACCGGAGAAGUCAUCCCUCUAGCCAUUCAGCUCAGUCAGCACCCGGGCCCCCAAAACCCCAUUUUCCUGCCCACCGAUGAAGAAUGGAUUUGGACACUAGCCAAGACCUGGGUGCGCAACUCUGAAUUCCACACCCACGAGGUGAUCGCCCACCUUCUCUGCAGCCAUCUCAUGUCCGAGGUCUUCUCCGUGGCAACCCUACGACAACUGCCAAUGUGCCACCCACUCUAUAAGCUCCUGAUUCCGCACCUCCGGUAUUCAAUCCACAUCAACGUGUUGGCUAGAACAUACCUGACCAACCAAGGAGGCACCUUUGACAGGGCCAUCGCGAUCGGGCGCCAGGGGUUAGCCGUCCUUCUCAAAAAGGCCCUGGAGAACUUGACCUACACAGAUCUUUGCCUUCCUGACAACAUCGAGGCCCGAGGGGUCAGCUUGCUUCAAAACUAUUACUACCGAGAUGAUGGGCUGAAGAUCUGGGAUGCCAUUGAAAGCUUCGUGGCUGGCAUCGUGGAACUCUACUAUAAGAACAAUUUAGCCGUCCAGAGGGAUUACGAGUUACAGGCUUGGGUCUGCGACAUCUUCUCCAAGGGUUUCCUGGCCAAGAGGUCCUCAGGUAUCCCUUCCUCCCUCCGCUCGGUCCAGGAGCUCACCAAGUUUUUGACCAUGGUCAUCUUUACCUGCUCUGCCCAGCAUGCGGCGGUCAACAGCGGACAGUUUGAACUGGGGGCCUUCAUGCCCAACCUGCCAUCUUCAAUGAGGAAGCCCCCACCCCAAGUGAAAGCCCCAAUAACACUGGAAGAGUUCCUGGAUAUCAUCCCUGAGAUGAACACCACCAGCCAGGUCCUCUCUGUCCUCUGGGUUUUGCGCAAUGAGGACUUCGACAUGAAACCGCUGGGACAAUACCACGAGGAGCAUUUCACCGAGGAAGAGCCGAAACAGCUCAUCAAGGCUUUCCAGCAGCGCUUGGAGCACAUUACGGAGGAAAUUAAGAUGAGGAACGAGUCGCUGAACUUGCCCUAUACCUACCUCUACCCACCCAACAUAGAGAACAGCACAGCUAUCUAACCCUCGGAUGGCUGAGGCAGGGGCUUGUUUCCAGACCCUGCCCGGAUCUCCUCUCUCCCCCUUUUUUCCUUCUGAGAUGGAGAACGCGAAGGUUAGACUCAUCCUCCCAAAUUCUCUUGGGAACACCACACGACACCCCCAGCCACAAAAGGCUCCAAAAAAGCAGAGCAAAGCCAAUCCUGCAGCACUGUGAUUGUUGUUGCCCCUUGCGAUCCAGAGAUAUUCAUGCUAGCUGUAUGGUUAAAAUCACCCAGCAAGGUGCAGAUGGAGCAGCCGAGGGUUCCCUCCCACCUUCCCCUUCCUGCUCUUUCCACCCGUCCCUUCUCCCACAAGCUGUGAGGGCAGACGAGCACAGUGCCCUUUCCGCACGGGCCAAUAAACCCGGGAUAACAAUGGUAAAAAAAACCCAUUGUGGGCAGGAACUUUGCACAGUUCCCACCCCUAAUGCGAAUCUGUCCCAUGUUAUUUCCCCAAAAAUGGGUUAUUCAAGAAUAGUGCUAUCUUGGAGGUUCACUCGCUCAUGCCUGCAUAGCUACGCAUCAGUGGGAGGUAAGGAGGAGAAGAAGAGUUUGGAUUUAUAUCCCCCCUUUCUCUCCUGCAGGAGACUCAAAGGG